UUAGCAAGCGGGUGACUCAGCAACAGCAGCCAGCGCGCCAGACCAGACUCGCCUCCUUCGCCGGUUCCGUUUCCGUCUUGCUGCUGCAGGCUCUGAAGCAAAGCAAGAUGGCGACUACACUCUCGGCUCUGGAGGCCUCGGACUUCACUGGUGGAUUCAGUUUCCACAACUGCGCCCGGAAUAGCCAGCUAGAAGCAGAGAGUGCCAAGAAGGGUCUCCGGCUUCCUUCAGCCCGCAAGACAGGAACCACCAUUGCUGGGGUAGUGUUCAAGGAUGGUGUUGUGCUUGGAGCAGAUACAAGAGCCACAGAAGGGAUGGUUGUUGCUGAUAAGAACUGUUCAAAAAUCCACUUUAUCUCUCCAAACAUCUAUUGUUGUGGAGCUGGGACUGCUGCAGACACUGAAAUGACAACCCAGCUGAUCUCUUCCAACAUGGAACUCCACUUGUUGUCAACUGGGCGGCUUCCAAGAGUGGUCACUGCCAACCGGAUGCUCAAGCAGAUGCUCUUCAGGUAUCAAGGUUAUAUAGGUGCUGCCCUUGUUCUCGGAGGGGUUGAUGUCACUGGCCCCCACCUUUACAGCAUCUAUCCCCAUGGAUCUACAGACAAGUUGCCUUACGUCACAAUGGGUUCUGGUGCUUUGGCAGCCAUGGCAGUUUUUGAAGACAAUUUCAAGCCGGACAUGGAGGAAGAGGAAGCCAAGCAGCUUGUGAGAGAUGCCAUUGCAGCUGGGAUAUACAAUGAUCUGGGAUCAGGCAGCAAUAUUGAUCUGUGUGUCAUAAGCAAGAACAAGCUGGACUUCCUCCGUCCUUAUGACACACCGAACAAAAAGGGGGAAAGGCAAGGAAAAUACAGGUGUGAAAGAGGAACCACGGGCAUUCUCACUGAAAAAGUUACUCUGCUGGAUCUUGAAGUGAUGGAUGAAACAGUACAAACAAUGGACACAUCUUGAUUUAUUAAACUUUCAAGGCCUUGGAGUGGGCCAGGUGUAUUGCUUUUAUAUUGAAACACCUUUGUGUAUGCUGGGCUGUUCAGAAUUAAUAAACAUCAAUGGGAAAUAGUUGAUUAAGUGAUUUAAUGUGGGAACAGAGGAAGACUCACAAAUAUGCAAGUGAGCAUUCCUUAUGGCUCUGAAUAGACAAUUUACUUAGUGCUGGGUUACACACACCUCUGGGGACAGAAUGUGGAUAAGUGUCUGGCCACACAGGGUAAGUAAACUUUGCUUUAUGGGAAUAGACAAGUGUAGCCCAACUGGCUCCAUCAAGGAAGGCUGUUUAGCUAGAUGUUCCAUUACUUCCUUGAGAGUAGGCUAGUGACUUUUAAAACAAACUCUCACAGUUAAUCAUUUGUUUGGCACUAAUUUUGUGGAUGUACCUGAGGAGAAAUAAAUGUAUUCACACUGCACACAUUUCAAGUGCCGUGAUUCAGCCAUGUCUGCUUAAAAUGUGUAAAUAGGCCUAAUGUUCCACCCUCCCCCCCCCCCUCAUGUGCAUUGAGUACUACAGGAAAGUGCCACAAAAUGUCAGGGACACAACUGAUACGCUUAUUCAUAACACUUCAGUAUAUGUACAUCCUCCAACAAUCAGGCACAGACCCUUCCCUCUUAAGGGCCUUCUCAAAAGCUUCAGAUAGCUAAAUUAUAGGGGGGGGGAUUGGUGCCAGGAGCACCUUUCUAAUCUAGGGGGAGAGUGAUGAGGGGAUGUUGAUACCAGCUCUCAGCCUACCUUGGGAACUUGAGACUGAAAUCUUGUUGCUAGCUUGUUCCAGAAGUAUGUGAGUUUUGUUAUUUUAAAACUGCUUCCACCAUGUUUGGCUUUGAAUCAUCAUUGUUCAGAUGUUGCAGAAAACAGGAGUGUGCAGGCUUAACGGCAUUCUACUCACGCUUCAAGUCAAUCCUUUUUGUAAGAAACCACUGACAAGAUAAAACCUCUAAACCCAAAGACAUGCAAAUUACCAACUGCAUGCCUCCACGCUGGGUGCUGCUUUUCUUUUUACAAAGAAAACUGUUUAUUUUGUAAGUCAUUUAAAUCUUAUCUAAAAAUGCACAGUUGCAAAAAUUUCUUUGGAAAUACAUUUACUUAAGUGCUAAAAGAUCUUAAGUAGCAAGAAAGAGACCAGCGUUAGCAGACUGAUAUGUAAUUUGAAACUCCCAACAGCCAGAGACUUAUUCAAUGUCACACAUCAAAAAAAUUCUUUGCUUGCUUAAAAAAAAAAAAAAAAA
Gekko japonicus is the source of this 2219-nucleotide messenger RNA. It is a transcript of the gene PSMB7, whose product is annotated as proteasome subunit beta 7. Lineage: Eukaryota; Metazoa; Chordata; Lepidosauria; Squamata; Gekkonidae. Bases 108 to 950 code for a protein of 280 amino acids. The transcript has 8 exons. Gene Ontology annotation, molecular function: threonine-type endopeptidase activity. The record is from RefSeq and is a predicted model, not a curated record. Gene Ontology annotation, cellular component: proteasome core complex.